Pangasianodon hypophthalmus (striped catfish) is the source of this 3105-nucleotide messenger RNA. RefSeq names its product taxilin alpha (gene txlna). NCBI's taxonomy places the organism in Eukaryota, Metazoa, Chordata, Actinopteri, Siluriformes, Pangasiidae. The transcript is spliced from 11 exons. Bases 150 to 1730 code for a protein of 526 amino acids. The record is from RefSeq and is a predicted model, not a curated record. Gene Ontology annotation, molecular function: syntaxin binding.
CCUCAGUGCAGCAGCAGCUUCACCGGAAACUGGAUUCUUCAUCCUCCAAUCAGGUUUCAGUCUCUUCUUUCUGUUUCCGGCGUCCGUUGGCAGAAGAAACAAGUCCAUCUCCAAACAUUCCUGGGAGCUUUUGAACAUUCCGUUGAAUAAUGAAGAGGCAGGACACUGAGGAUCAGGUGGUGGACAACAGUGGAGAGUCCAGUGCAGAGGGCACAUCAGAGACUCCAGCUACUCCUGAAGGCACCGAGAGCCCAAAGGAACAGAACACGCUGACGAAUAGCUCUCCAGCUGUUAACUCCGAAACAGACGAAACCUCUGGAUCUCAGGCUACCUCCUGUGAUGUAGCUGAGGAGCUUAGCAGACAGCUAGAGGACAUCCUCAGCACGUACUGUCAGGCAGAUGGCAGCGAAGACUCGGCCGUACCUAACGGCCAACCUGAUGGCGCUGAGGUCAACGGGCUGGUAGACAGAGAGGACAGCAAGUCAGAGGACGCCAGUCUGAACAGCAACAGCGGUGCGGAGAAGGACCAGAAGAAGCCGCAGGAGAAAAAGAAGGUUAAAGGGCUGGGUAAGGAAAUAACGCUGCUUAUGCAGACGCUGAAUACGCUGAGCACUCCCGAAGAAAAACUUGCUGGUCUGUGCAAGAAGUAUGCUGAGCUGCUUGAAGAGCACCGCAACUCUCAGAAGCAGAUGCGAGCUCUGCAGAAGAAGCAGGCCCAGCUGAUCCAGGAAAAGGACCACCUUAGGAACGAGCACAGCAAAGCCAUUCUGGCCCGCAGCAAGCUGGAGAGCCUGUGCCGUGAACUGCAGAGACACAACCGCACACUGAAGGAGGACGGAGUGCAGCGUGCUCGGCAGGAGGAGGAGAAGAGGAAGGAAGUGACCUCACACUUUCAAUUAACGUUGAACGACAUCCAGGCGCAGAUGGAGCAGCACAAUGAGCGCAACGCCAGCUUACGGCAGGAGAACAUGGAGCUGGCAGAGAAGCUCAAGAAGCUCAUUGAGCAGUAUGAGCUUCGGGAGGAACACAUAGAUAAAGUUUUCAAGCACAAAGAUCUGCAGCAGCAGCUGGUCGACGCGAAGCUCCACCAGGCCCAGGCACUGCUCAAAGACUCAGAGGAUCGCCACCAGAAGGAGAAAGAGUUUCUGCUGAAAGAAGCUGUAGAGUCACAGAGGAUGUAUGAACUUAUGAAACAACAAGAAGUUCAUCUGAAACAGCAGUUGUCAUUAUACACAGAGAAGUUUGAAGAGUUUCAGAACACACUCUCCAAAAGCAACGAGGUGUUCACAACCUUCAAGCAAGAGAUGGAGAAGAUGACAAAGAAGAUUAAGAAGCUGGAGAAGGAGACGACCAUGUACAGGUCCCGAUGGGAGAGCAGUAAUAAAGCCCUGCUAGAGAUGGCUGAGGAGAAAACCCUUCGAGAUAAGGAACUCGAGAGCUUGCAGGUGAAGGUGCAGAGGUUGGAGAAGCUGUGUCGUGCCCUGCAGAUCGAACGCAACGAGCUGAGCAAGAAGGUUCAGGACCUCAGUAACCCAGCGGACGGCCGGGGCUCGGAGACGGAGACGGAGACCAAAUCAUCACAACCAGCCACAGACUCAGCUGAGUGUAGCCCCGCCCACACAAAUGAGCCAGAGCCAGAGACUCCGCCCACCGCCCACUCUCAGGCGUGUCACUGCAGUCCCGUCCCAGGGGCCGAGUCGCAGAGGGAGGAGUGUUCAGCCCAGGACUGAGGUAAUGGUGCUGUCGCCUGGUUUGAACCACUCACAAUCUCCCCAGCAGCCCUCAGUCUCUGAGCUGUUUCAGCAUUUUUGGGUCUUUCCAUUCUGUCAGGGAAGAUUGUGCCUUUGAGAUGCUGUGUGUUCACUUUUUUCCCCCUUUAUUCGUCUUUUACCAUCACUAUGAAAAUUUCCUGUUUGUGAGAAAUCCCAUGCUAAGAGGCACUGAGCACCACUGCUGCUUUGGAAUGCUAACCCUGGAGUGCUCUCAUCCUCUUUAUAGUUAUAUUUAAGUGUUAGCCUCGAGUCCUGUCCACUCGGCUGAAAAAACGAAGAAUUUAGACAGAUGGUAAACUAUAAACUGUAAACCAGGUAAACUGCUUGAGCACACCAUAUUAUUGCUUAUGAAAUUAACAGCAACUGUAGUGCAGCAAAAUAUUAAUUCAUCACAUAUAGCGUCAGGCUUGUCUUUUUUCUUUUUUUAAUUUAUAGACACAUUUUAAGGGUUUGCACACUCUAGCCAAUGUUUUUUGUAUGUGAUUGAUCAUGUAAUCAAUAUUUUCUGUUUCACAAUCGUCUGACACUGAUCACUGCUCACUGCUCUUGACUUCGGCUUUGAAAUGUGCAGUCAGUGAAUGUCACGUUGAAUUCCAUGCCAUCAAAUCAGAUCUUUAGGAACCAGAUUCCUCGCUUAGCUGCUGCAUUGCUUUCAGAUUUAUUUAAACUUAUUUUUUUCCCCUCAUGAUUAUAAUGAGUACACAUAAUCUAAUGUGUUCAUGUAGUCCAUUCCAAACCCUAUAUACUGAUUUUUUUUGUUUGUUUUUUUGAUGCAUUUCACUUUUGCUUUUCUUCCACUCUACAGAUCUUUGCCUUUCAAAACGCCAAAUUUGAAAUUUACCGUUUUACAUUUUAUUUUCUCCACCAUCUGAUAAUUUGGCAAGUUUUAACAACUGCUUCUAUAAGAUCGUUCCAGAGGAGAGCAUGCACUUGAACGAGGCCGUGAACACUGAGUAACACAUUUACUACAUUAUUCUGUCUCGUACAUUUUAAUCAUACUUCCUCAUAGUGGACCAUUAUUUUCACAGUUUCUUAUGUUGUUGCUCUUACACUGUCUCUCAGUAUGAUUGUAUACGGCAACUUGGCAUAAUACAUUGAUAUACCAGAUCCAGACUGGUGUGUGACCCGGUUAAAUAAAGAGAUUCUAAAAUGGUAAAACUCUAUGCAAUCCUAGUGCCGUUCAUCUUAUCUAUGUAAUAAAUCAAGUGUUAUCAUGCUAGCAAAGGAAUGUACGUUAUUAUAAUCUCAUCAUGGCUUCAGAGUCAUGGCAUUCACACUGGCAGCUGCACGUGUGAAGUCGUGUCUAGAAUAAAAUUUUUAGUUGACAAUGUUA